AUGAGUGGGUUGACUGCAGAUGCAAGAUCCAUGAUCGAACAUGCAAGAGCUACUGCUGUGACGCAUGACUUAUAUUACGACGAACAGAUUAAAGUAGAGACUUUGACGCAAUCUGUCUGUGAUUUAGCUCUAAGAUUUGGAGAAGGUGCGUCUGGUGAAGAAAGAUUAAUGUCUAGACCUUUUGGUGUUGCUUUAUUGAUUGCAGGUCAUGACGACGAUGAUGGAUAUCAAUUAUAUCAUGCCGAGCCAUCUGGUACAUUCUAUAGGUAUAAUGCUAAAGCGAUUGGAUCAGGUUCAGAAGGUGCACAAACAGAAUUACAGAACGAAUGGCACUCGUCCUUAACUCUGAAAGAUGCCGAAUUAUUAGUAUUAAAGAUUCUAAAACAAGUUAUGGAAGAAAAAUUAGAUGAAAAUAAUGCCCAAUUAAGUUGCAUUACUAAAGAAAAUGGGUUUGAAAUAUAUAGCAAUGAAAAAACUGCAGGAAUAAUUCAAAACUUAAAGGAAAAGGAGGCACAAGAAAAUUCUGAAGAUAAUGCUAACAUCGAUAGUGAAAAACAGGAUAUUGAAAUGUCUACAUAG
Molecule: messenger RNA, 579 nt
Organism: Arxiozyma heterogenica
Lineage: Eukaryota; Fungi; Ascomycota; Saccharomycetes; Saccharomycetales; Saccharomycetaceae
Exons: 1
Coding region: 1-579 (192 amino acids)
Biological process (GO): proteasomal protein catabolic process
Cellular component (GO): proteasome core complex; proteasome core complex, alpha-subunit complex; nucleus
Source: RefSeq, a predicted model, not a curated record